This is a messenger RNA of Staurois parvus, 333 nucleotides long. NCBI's taxonomy places the organism in Eukaryota, Metazoa, Chordata, Amphibia, Anura, Ranidae. The record is from the annotation of a GenBank genome assembly.
AUUGAUAAUCGUAUCAAACUACUUGCGCAGACAGUAUACAUGUUACUAAGUGCAUCUGUUCAAAUGUAUACUCCAGAACAAAAAAGCUGCAAAAGUAAUCCCCAAUUCUUCAUUACAAGUUCCAACAAAAGAGCAAAAACUAUAACUCUCCAUAUCCAUGGGCUUGAUGAUCUGGACAGGAAAUCAAUGUGCGAAGAAGCGUUAUUAAAAGUGAAAGGCGUCAUCAGCUUCACUUUUCAGAUAGCCCUGAGGAGGUGUACUGUUCGGGUAAAACCUGAACUGGCAACGGAGUGUUUAACCUCAGCCAUUGCAGAAACCAAAGUGCUGAAGGCA